Messenger RNA from Euleptes europaea (tarantolino), 5651 nucleotides. RefSeq names its product myosin VA (gene MYO5A). Gene Ontology annotation, cellular component: myosin complex; vesicle; actin cytoskeleton. The transcript has 41 exons. Gene Ontology annotation, biological process: vesicle transport along actin filament; actin filament organization. The record is from RefSeq and is a predicted model, not a curated record. Lineage: Eukaryota; Metazoa; Chordata; Lepidosauria; Squamata; Sphaerodactylidae. The coding region runs from base 6 to 5636 and encodes 1876 amino acids. Gene Ontology annotation, molecular function: microfilament motor activity; actin filament binding; ATP binding.
CCGCGAUGGCAGCCUGCGAGCUUUACACCAAGUAUGCAAGGAUUUGGAUCCCUGAUCCAGAAGUAGUCUGGAAGUCAGCAGAACUUCUGAAGAAUUACAAAUCAGGAGACAAAGUCCUCCAUCUUAGACUUGAGGAUGGCAAGGAUCUUGACUACAAGCUGGAUCCUAAAACAAAGGAGCUCCCGCCCUUGCGGAACCCGGACAUACUUGUGGGCGAAAACGACUUGACCGCGCUCAGCUAUCUCCAUGAGCCUGCUGUUCUCCAUAACCUCAAAGUCCGGUUUAUAGACUCAAAGCUCAUUUAUACAUAUUGCGGAAUAGUUUUAGUGGCCAUAAAUCCUUACGAACAGCUGCCCAUCUAUGGCGAAGAUAUCAUCAAUGCGUACAGCGGCCAGAACAUGGGGGAUAUGGACCCACACAUCUUUGCUGUGGCGGAGGAAGCGUACAAGCAAAUGGCAAGAGAUGAGCGGAACCAGUCGAUCAUUGUGAGUGGAGAAUCCGGAGCUGGAAAGACCGUCUCUGCUAAGUACGCUAUGAGAUAUUUUGCCACCGUAAGUGGGUCUGCCAGUGAAGCUAAUGUCGAAGAGAAAGUGUUGGCUUCCAAUCCUAUAAUGGAGUCUAUUGGCAAUGCCAAAACCACACGGAAUGACAACAGCAGUCGUUUUGGGAAGUACAUUGAAAUUGGCUUUGAUAAGAGGUAUCGAAUCAUUGGUGCUAACAUGAGAACUUACCUGCUGGAAAAAUCAAGAGUGGUGUUCCAGGCAGAAGAGGAGAGGAAUUAUCAUAUCUUCUACCAACUCUGUGCUUCUGCGACAUUGCCCGAAUUUAAAACGUUGCGAUUAGGGAAUGCAAACUGUUUUCAUUAUACAAAGCAAGGGGGCAGCCCUGUGAUCGACGGGAUCGACGACACCAAGGAGAUGCUGAACACCCGGCGGGCGUGCACUUUGCUAGGUAUCUCUGAUUCCUAUCAGAUGGGAAUUUUCCAAGUCCUUGCUGCUAUUCUUCACCUGGGCAAUGUGGCAUUCACAUCUCGAGAUGCUGACAGCUGUACAAUACCACCCAAGCAUGAACCCCUCAGCAUCUUCUGCGAUCUCAUGGGAGUGGAGUACGAACAGAUGGCUCACUGGCUUUGCCACAGGAAGCUCGCUACAGCUACUGAGACCUACAUCAAGCCAAUUUCCAAACUGCAGGCCACCAACGCCAGGGAUGCUCUUGCCAAGCUCAUCUACGCGAAUCUCUUCAACUGGAUUGUAGAUCACGUGAACAAAGCCCUGCAUUCGACCCUGAAGCAGCACUCUUUCAUUGGCGUCUUGGACAUCUAUGGGUUUGAAACAUUUGAGAUCAACAGCUUUGAACAAUUCUGUAUCAAUUAUGCCAAUGAGAAACUGCAGCAGCAAUUCAACAUGCACGUCUUCAAGCUGGAACAAGAAGAAUACAUGCGGGAACAAAUUCCGUGGACCUUGAUUGAUUUCUAUGAUAAUCAGCCGUGUAUCAACCUGAUAGAGGCCAAAUUGGGCAUUCUGGAUCUGCUGGAUGAGGAAUGCAAGAUGCCUAAAGGUUCUGAUAAUAGCUGGGCCCAGAAAUUGUACAACACUCAUUUGAAUAAAACCGCGCUUUUUGAGAAGCCCCGGCUGUCAAACAAAGCAUUCAUCAUCCAGCACUUCGCAGACAAGGUGGAGUAUCAGUGUGAAGGGUUUUUGGAAAAAAACAAAGACACCGUGUAUGAAGAACAAAUCCAAGUUCUAAAAUCAAGUAAGCUGAAGAUGCUGUCCGAGUUGUUUCGGGACGUGAAGGCCACCAGCCCCACUUCGGCAACAUCCUCUGGCCGCACACCGUUGUCUCGGGCAGCUGUUAAACCCACCAAGUCUAAGACGGCCCCGGCAAGCAAGGAACACAAGAAAACAGUGGGGCAUCAGUUCCGAAAUUCUCUGCAGCUCCUGAUGGAGACCCUGAACGCCACAACUCCACACUACGUGCGGUGUAUUAAGCCAAACGACUUCAAGUUCCCAUUCAUGUUUGACGAAAAGCGAACCGUACAACAGCUUCGAGCUUGCGGCGUACUGGAAACCAUCCGAAUUAGCGCUGCAGGUUUCCCCUCGAGGUGGACGUACCAAGAAUUCUUCAGCCGCUACCGUGUCCUGAUGAAACAGAAAGACGUCCUCGGGGACAGGAAGCAGACGUGUAAAAAUGUCUUGGAGAAGCUGAUUCUGGACCAGGAUAAGUACCAGUUUGGGAAGACAAAAAUAUUUUUCCGCGCCGGCCAGGUGGCUUACUUGGAAAAAAUAAGGUCCGACAAGCUGAGAGCCGCUUGUGUCCGUAUCCAGAAGACCAUCCGGGGGUGGCUGAUGAGGAAGAAGUACCUCCGCAUGAGGAAGGCGGCUAUCACCAUUCAGAGAUAUGUCAGAGGAUACCAGGCGCGAUGCCUCGCCACCUUUCUUCGAAGGACCAGAGCGGCCACUGUUAUUCAGAAAUCCCAGCGCAUGUACACCAUUCGCAAACGAUAUCGUCGCACGCGAGCUGCCACUGUGUUUCUGCAGUCGUAUUUACGAGGAUACAUUGCCAGGAAGCAGUACCGGAAGAUGCUGCGGGAGCACAAGGCCACCGUUAUUCAGAAGCGUGUGCGCGGCUGGCUGGCUCGCUUGCGCUACCACAGGGCUCUGGAGGCGAUUGUCUACCUCCAGUGCUGCUACCGGCGCAUGAUGGCCAAGCGAGAGCUGAAGAAGCUGAAGAUAGAGGCGCGCUCCGUGGAACACUACAAGAAGCUCAACUUUGGCAUGGAGAACAAGAUCAUGCAGCUCCAGCGUAGAAUCGACGAGCAGAGCAAAGACUCCAAAUCUUUACUCGAGAAGCUGACUAGCCUAGAGGCAACGUACAGUUCCGAGAAGGAGAAGCUGCGGAGCGACGUGGAGAGGCUUAAGAUGAGCGAGGAAGAGGCCAAGAAAGCCACCAUCCGGGUCUUGAGCCUUCAGGAGGAGAUCGCCAAGCUCCAAAAGGAACUGCACCAAACACAGUCUGAGAAGAAGUCGAUCCAAGCAAAGGCAGAGGUAUACAAACAGGAAACGGACCAGUUGGUGCUGGAACUGAAAGAGCAAAACACAUUGCUUAAAAAAGAAAAAGAUGAGCUGAACCACCGCGUCCAGGACCAAGCCAAAGAGAUGACAGAUGCCAUGGAGAAAAGGCUCCGGGAAGAGACGAAGCAGCUGGAGCUGGACCUGAACGACGAACGGCUGCGCUACCAGAAUCUGCUCAACGAGUUCAGCCGGCUUGAGGAGCGAUAUGACGAUCUGAAGGACGAGAUGAAGCUGAUGGCGAACAUCUCUAAACCUGGGCACAAGAGGACCGAUUCCACGCACAGCAGCAAUGAAUCAGAAUACACCUAUAGCUCUGAGAUCACAGAGGCCGAAGAGUACCCCAUGAGAAUGGAGGAACCAAGCGAAAAGAAGGCCCCUCUGGACAUGUCUUUAUUCCUCAAGCUACAAAAACGGGUUACCGAGCUGGAGCAGGAAAAGCAAUACUUGCAGGAUGAACUGGACAGGAAAGAGGAGCAAGUUCUUCGAGCCAAGGCCAAGGAAGAGGAACGGCCCCAGAUGAGAGGAGCAGAACUGGAAUACGAAUCACUUAAGCGCCAGGAGCUCGAAUCAGAAAACAAGAAGCUCAAGAACGAGCUGAACGAGCUGCGGAAGGCGUUGACGGAGAAGAGCGCUCCGGGUGUCACUGCGCCAGGUGCCCCAGCAUACAGGGUCCUCUUGGAGCAGAUGACCUCCGUCAGCGAGGAGCUGGAGGUCCGCAAGGAGGAAGUCCUCAUCCUCAGGUCACAGCUGAUGAGCCAAAAGGAGGCCAUUCCUACCAAGAACACCAUGACAGAUUCCACAAUCCUUUUGGAGGAUGUUCAGAAGAUGAAGGACAAGGGAGAGAUAGCCCAAGCAUAUAUUGGUCUGAAGGAGACAAACAGAUCGUCUCUCCAGGACUGUCAUAUGCUGAAUGAGGACGGAGAGCUGUGGCUGGUAUAUGAAGGGCUAAAACAAGCCAACAGGCUCCUGGAAUCCCAACUGCAGACCCAGAAGAGGAGCCACGACAACGAGCUGGAGGCCCUCCGGGGCGAGAUCCAGAGUCUGAAGGAGGAGAACAACCGCCAGCAGCAGCUGCUGGCCCAGAACCUGCAGCUGCCCCCGGAAGCUCGGAUAGAGGCCAGCCUUCAGCACGAGAUCACCCGCCUGACCAACGAGAACUUGUAUUAUGAGGAGUUAUAUGCAGAUGACCCUCCGAAGUAUCAGUCGUACCGGAUUUCGCUUUACAAACGGAUGAUAGAUUUGAUGGAGCAGCUCGAAAAGCAGGACAAGACCGUCCGCAAGCUGAAAAAGCAGCUCAAAGUCUUUGCCAAGAAGAUCGACGAACUUGAAGUUGGCCAGAUGGAAAACAUCUCACCUGGACAGAUAAUUGAUGAGCCGAUCCAUCCCGUUAAUAUUCCCAGGAAGGAAAAAGAUUUUCAAGGAAUGUUGGAAUAUAAGAAAGAGGAUGAGCCAAAGCUUGUCAAAAAUCUUAUUUUAGAUUUGAAGCCACGCGGGGUUGCCGUCAACCUCAUCCCGGGUCUGCCGGCGUACAUUUUGUUCAUGUGCGUCCGCCACGCCGACUACCUGAACGAUGAUCAAAAAGUCAGGUCUCUGCUGACUUCCACAAUUAACGGCAUCAAAAAAAUUCUGAAGAAAAGAGGUGAUGAUUUUGAAACGGUGUCUUUCUGGCUGUCGAACACCUGCCGUUUCCUGCACUGUUUGAAGCAGUACAGCGGUGAAGAGGGAUUUAUGAAGCACAAUACAACUCGCCAGAAUGAACACUGCCUCACCAAUUUCGACCUUGCUGAGUACAGACAAGUCCUGAGUGACUUAGCCAUUCAGAUCUACCAGCAGCUUGUCAGGGUGUUAGAAAAUAUUCUGCAGCCGAUGAUUGUUUCAGGAAUGCUGGAGCAUGAAACGAUCCAAGGUGUGUCAGGGGUGAAGCCAACUGGCCUCCGAAAGAGGACCUCCAGCAUUGCAGAUGAAGGGACAUACACGCUGGACUCUAUCAUCCGACAACUGAACACCUUCCACUCGAUCAUGUGUCAACACGGGAUGGAUCCAGAGCUGGUCAAGCAGGUAGUCAAGCAGAUGUUCUACAUCAUCGGAGCGGUGACCCUCAACAACCUGCUCCUGCGGAAAGAUAUGUGUUCGUGGAGCAAAGGAAUGCAGAUAAGAUACAAUGUAAGUCAACUUGAAGAAUGGCUGCGUGAUAAAAAUCUGAUGACCAGUGGGGCUAAAGAAACUCUGGAGCCUCUCAUUCAGGCCGCCCAGCUGUUGCAGGUGAAAAAGAAGACGGAUGAAGACGCAGAGGCCAUUUCCUCGAUGUGCAAUGCCUUAACUACCGCACAGAUUGUCAAAGUUUUGAAUUUGUAUACUCCAGUUAAUGAGUUUGAAGAAAGAGUGACGGUGUCUUUUAUCCGGACGAUAAAGAUGUACAUGCGAGACAGGAAAGACUCUCCUCAGCUGUUAAUGGACGCCAAGCAUAUUUUCCCCGUUACUUUCCCGUUUAACCCAUCGUCUCUCGCAUUAGAAACAAUCCAGAUUCCAGCAAGUUUGGGUCUAGGAUUUCUCUCUCGUGUCUGAAUCAAGUGUACACUU